AUGACCGCCGACACCGUAGCUUGUGCGAUCGUCUCUACCUGGAUCGCCCGCAACGGAUGCCCCACUCGAAUUACGACUGACCAGGGCAGGCAAUUCCAAAGCGCCCUCUUCAAGGCUCUCAUGACCUUGCUGGGAGUUCACCACAUCAGAACGACUGCCUAUCAUCCCGCCUCCAACGGUGCUGUAGAGCGCUUCCAUCGCCAGCUCAAGGCAUCUCUUAUUGCUCGUGAGGCGCAAGUCACCUGGGUAGACCAUCUGCAAAUUGUGCUGUUGGGUAUUCGUUCUGCCCUCAAGCAGGACCUGUCCUGCUCCACCGCAGAGCUCGUCUUGGGAACGACACUGCACCUCCCCGGCGAUUUCUGGCUCGACUCCCAAGCCGAAACUCGGCAGUCUGAAUACGUCGAGUUACUUCGCCGCUUCUUCCGACGCCUUUCGCCAACCGCCACCAGGACACCAAUUCCAGGACACCAGGGCACCAGGACCCUGAAUUCCCCGGUCAUCUUCGUCCACCCGGAUCUCAAGACAUGCACACACGUUUUUCUUCGGCAUGACGCCCCCCGCAAGCCCCUUUCACCCCAUUACGAUGGUCCUUUCCGUGUCCUGUCUCGCACCGACAAGACCAUGACGCUGGACAUUCAAGCCCGGCUUCAGGUGGUCUCCCUCGACAGGGUAAAACCGGCAUACCUGGAGGUCGACACCUCUGCUGCACCUGCCACAGAGUCCUCUGUCACCGUCCCUCACCCACCUCGCGUCAAGCCUCGCCGCACCGUUACCUGGGAUACUCCCCUCUCUGUGUCUUAUUCUCCUUCAACCCUUCUUCGGGGAGGGGGAGUCUUGUAG
This is a messenger RNA of Ornithodoros turicata, 840 nucleotides long. RefSeq lists its product as uncharacterized. The coding region runs from base 1 to 840 and encodes 279 amino acids. Gene Ontology annotation, molecular function: nucleic acid binding. The record is from RefSeq and is a predicted model, not a curated record. The transcript has a single exon. Lineage: Eukaryota; Metazoa; Arthropoda; Arachnida; Ixodida; Argasidae. Gene Ontology annotation, biological process: DNA integration.